CAUUUCCAGCCGGGGUUUGGUGGUGACGUAUAAAUGGGAAAGUACAGCGCCGCUGCAUCGACCUGAAAACAAGAAGACUCUGACACAGAGACUCACUUUCUGCCGACGACGGCUCAUGACGCUCUCAUAGAAACCCCAACUCGCGUUUCAACCAUGGAGAAACCUCCCUUCAGGCAGAACCAGAACUGCGGAGACUGGGAGCUGAAAGAGAGGCUGGGAAUGGGCGGCUUUGCCCAUGUUUACCUCUACCAGCAUCAAGAAACAAAUGAAAAACUAGCUGUGAAAAUGUGCCGUCUGGAGCUCACACCAAGGAACAAGGACAGAUGGAGCAGAGAAAUCCAGAUCAUGAAAAAGUUGAAUCACAUCAAUGUUGUGACAGCUCGAGACGUCCCAGAGGAAAUAGAGUACAUAGCCUUAAAUGAUCUUCCACUGCUGGCCAUGGAGUACUGCUCCAGAGGAGACCUGAGGAAGAUGCUGGGCAAACCUGAAAACUGCUGCGGUCUGAAGGAGAGUGAAGUGCUUUCGUUACUCAAUGAUGUUGGAUCGGGUAUCCAGUAUCUGCAUGAAAACAAGAUCAUACACAGAGACCUUAAACCUGAAAACAUAGUGCUGCAGGACAUCAACGGGAAGCUGGUUCACAAAAUCAUCGACCUGGGCUACGCUAAAGACCUGGACCAGGGCAGUUUGUGCACGUCCUUCGUUGGCACGCUUCAGUACCUGGCACCCGAGCUGUUUGAGACUAAGCCAUACACUGUCACUGUGGACUACUGGAGCUUUGGCACGAUGAUAUUUGAAUGCAGUUGCGGUUUCCGUCCGUUCCUGGACAACCUGCAGCCCGUGCAGUGGGCCAGCGAAGUGAAGAAUAAAGGUCCAAAAGACAUCAUGGCCACAGCGGAGCUGAAUGGAGAAGUCAGGUUCUCCAAACAUCUCCCCUACCCCAACAAUCUCAGCAGGACGCUGCUGGAGCCGAUGGAGGAGCUGCUUCAGCUGAUGUUAAAAUGGGAUCCUUCGCUGAGAGGAGGCAGGAUAAACUCCGAGACCAAGAAACCCCAGUGCUUUGAAAAGCUGGAGCAGAUACUGAGCAUGAAGGUCGUCCACAUCCUGAACAUGACCACAGCUCAGGUCCACUCCUUCCAGCUGACUCCAGACGAGAGUCUCCACAGUCUGCAGAAGCGCAUCGAGAUCGAGACAAAGAUCGAGGUGGUGAACCAGGAGCUGCUGCAGGAGACGGGAGUGUCACUGGACCCCAGGAAGCCUGCUGCACAGUGUGUCCUGGAUGGAGUGAGAGGAUGGGACAGCUACAUCGUCUACCUGUUUGACAAGAGCAUCACCACGUACUCCGGUCCCUUCAGCGCCAGGCGGCUGUCUGAGAAAGUCAACACCAUCGUGCAAGACGCCAAGACGCAGCUGCCUCUGGUGAUGUUGAAGAAAGUCUGGGGGGAAGCUGUGAGUUACAUCUGUGGCCUGAAAGAAGAUUACAGUAGACUUUUCCAAGGACAGAGAGCUGCCAUGUUGAGUCUCCUGCGCUACAACACCAACCUGACCAGGUGUAAAAACUGCAUGUUUGGCUUCUCCCAGCAGCUCAAGGCCAAGCUGGACUUCUUCAAGAGCAGCAUUCAGUACGACCUGGAAAAGUACAGCGACCAGAUGCACUACGGCAUUUCCUCUGAAAAGAUGCUAAAGGCCUGGCAGGAGAACGAGGAGAGAGCAGCAGCUUUCGCACAGGUGGCGGAGGUGAGCCAUCUGGACGAUGAGAUCAUGGCUCUGCACUCGGAGAUAGUGGAGCUCCAGAGGAGUCCUUACGCCCGACGCCAAGGAGACAAGAUGGAGCAGCUAGAAGAAAAAGCCAUCGAGCUCUACAAACAACUGAAGAUGAAAUGCAAAAUUCCUGACUCAGAUGUGAGCAGCGACAGCUCAGAGAUGGUGAAGGCCAUCAUCCAGACUGUCCAGAACCAAGACAAGGUCCUCAAAGAUCUGUUCACACACCUCAGUAAGAUCCUUAUCAGCAAACAGAAGAUCAUCGACUUGUUUCCACGAAUUGAGAAAACUCUGGAGAGCAUCAAGGACGCCGACAACGCAGUGAUGCAGAUGCAGAUAAAGAGACAGAGAGAGUUCUGGCAUUUACUCAAGAUCGCCUGUGCCCAGAACUCGUCACGAAACUCGAUAGCAGCCAGUCCGGAGUCGUCCAACCUGCUGCAGGUUUCCCAGUGGUCGCAGUCAGCUCAGCCAGUCAGCUCCCCACACCCACUAACAUCCCUACCUGGGCCAAAUGACAGUGAUGCUGCCCCACGGCUGCUGCAGGAGAACCAGAAGUACCUCAGUCAGCUGACCAGCCUGAUGCAGGAGGCUGCAGACGACCAGGCCAAGAGCAUAGUGCUCUGAUUUUGGUCUCCACCACCUCCUGAGGGAAGUAUCUGCCAAACGCUCCACUACGGUUACCAGCUAGACAGGUAGUUUAAGGCGUACGAUGGCAUCUGCUGCUGAAAAUAACAUCUGUAAGGCACAUCUGUGUGUCCGAGUGAUGUAAAUCCCAGCUUAAGAGUGGGGAGAGUAAACCAAAACAGUGAAGUUUCUCGCCAAACAAUGAGCCAAACCUCGCUAUAAAGCUCUGUAAAGUGACAUAAAGCUACAGGCUAACCAGGUAAAUGUCUGUAGUUUCAUGUGGAUAAGCGACCGCUUUUACACUGUUAAAUUUUCACAUUACUAUUUUAGACAUUGAUAAUAUUAAAAAACAAUUCAUUAUAGCUGUUAUGUGGAGCUGAUAGGCUUUAAUCAGCAUUGUGUUUGGCUUCAGUGUAACGAACAAGUUACAUUCAAGCCAAACAAGUUGCAAAACUAAAGUUAUUUUUCGCAAUCAAACAGUUACAUAUCUUUGUCAUCAGUUUGGAGUUGUGUUUGUGUCCAACUUUCAAUCUGAGUCCAAUGUUCUGUCUGUUUUAGCUCUGAUUUUGGUCUCCACCACCUCCUGCUGCUAAACACAACACUGUGGUGGCCAGAUACACUACUGUUCAAAAGUUUGGGGUCACCCAGACAAUUCCAUGUUCUCCAUGAAAACUCACACUUUUAUCCAUGUACUAACAUAACUGUACAAGGGUUUUCUAAUCAUCAAUGAGCCUUUCAACACCAUUAGCUAACACAAUGUAGCAUUAGAACACAGGAGUGAUGGUUGCUGGAAAUGUUCCUCUGUACCACUAUGGAGAUAUUCCAUCAUAAAUCUCCAGCUAGAAUAGUCAUUUACCACAUGAACAAUGUGUAGACUGGAUUUAUCAUUCAUUUAAUGUUAUCUUCAUGGAAAAAAAACUGCUUUCAAAAAUAAGGACAUUUCUAAGUGACCCCAAACUUUUGAACGAUGGUGUAUGUUUCUAUUUUGUUUUAAGUCCGUAGAAACCACAGAGAUACGAUGUAGGUUGUUGCAUGAAUUCAAUGCAGGAGUGUUAAUCAAGCUUUAGGCAGCUCAAUGUAAAGCUAAACUAAAACUUAAAUCUAAAUAAACCUGCCCUGCUCUCUCCAUUAAAAAAUGUUCAUACAGUCCCUAAAUUAGACAUUCAAUAAAUAUUCAAAAACAACAUUUUCAUUUGAGCAUCUUAUAAAAGUGCAACAAGAUAAAGUUAGCAGAAAGGACAGUUUAACAAACAGAGAACAAUCACAACUGCAACAGCAGUUAAGUUCAAAUGUCUGCAACAAAAUAAAUCACUUUUCCACAGCAGCUGAGCAGCUGUUGGUCUUGUGUCUUUUAACACAUUCUCAAUCGGUGAAGAUUCGACUGAUCAACUUCCUGAAGAGGAAACUUUUCCAAACUCUCUGGCCUCUGUGACUAAACUUGACGAUGCCUCAGAGUAUCCAUCUCUUCCUGUAUGUACACCACGAACACUUUGGUUGAAGUUAAGUCUUAAUGAGAGUUUCAUGAGCGUCUGAAGGCUUGAGGCUUCACUGGAGGCUGAGGAGGAGUAGAAGGUUUAAAUCUGGCUGCAGGAGGAGGGCUGGGCUUCACCGGAGGUACAGGAGGGGGACUGGGUCUGGCUGCUUUGUGCUGAAACACAAAACAACAUGGGUUUUAGUCAAAAUGUGUAAAAGUGAAGUUGCUGCUUCUGCACACAGACCUGCUGAGGAUGGGGGGAGGGUUUUAUGUCAUUUUUAGGGGAAUUUUAUCUGGUCUCAACAAAGAGUAGCGGAGCAACCCAUGACUGAGAUUCAGCUACAAGAUUAGACUUGAAUGAUCCCCAGAGGGAGUCGCAACAACUCAAGACAUAGAACAGAAAAGCACAACUAUUAAAAAGUAAUGAAUAAAACUAAAUAGGCAUGCGUUAUGUAUCACGUUGCAUCUAUUGUGUAAAAUACAUGCUUCAUUGUCACAACUAAAUAGUCACUGUAUGUUCAGAGGCCUUAAACACACAAUAAAUAUUAGAAAAUGACUAUACAGAGAAGAAUAUCGGUGUACAGGAACAAAAGAACCAGGACAGUUAUUAGUCUUUGUCUUGUUUCUGUUUGAAGCUUAAUCAUUCUUUCAUAAAGUGAAAUUCAGGUUGAAAGUUGCUGUUUUGCCAAAGUUUAGGAGGCGCAGAUGGUUUUUACAUGUUAACCAAGUGUUGCAGGAGCAGUGGGAGCAGAGCGUCGCUGCACGAGGAGAUUCCAUCGAUGGGGAUGGCAGUUAAAUUUAAAUCAGACAAACAUCCUGGAGCCUGAAGCAGCAAAGAUAAAGUCCAGGUCUGCUGGGCGUCACGGCAACCAUCAGAGGGCUGCAGGCCUGAGUGGCCGUCGACUCCAUGAAGGUGGGCUGGCUGAUCUGAGGUCUGUCUUUAACGCUCCCCUCCUGGAACAUCGGGUUCAGCUUGUCUGGAGCCGAAUGCACUUUCCUGUGGAGACAACUUUAAUCAGCUGUGAGGGUACCUGGUCCAAACAGCCUCCAGCAGUGCUGCUGGCGGUUUGGGCAGCGUCCGUCGUGGCAGAAGCUUUGACUGUGGCUGUAGCAGGGUUUUCCGUUCAUCUCGAAGCUGUCUUCUGGACAUUCGUUGGACGCUCCGGUGCAAUAUUCAGGAAGGUCGCAGUCGCCCACCGACUUCCUGCAGACGCUGCCGGACGCUUUCAGCUGAGGGUUGAAGGAACGUUUCAGAUUUGAAGCUGUAUUCGAGGCAGCUGAGCAGCUUUUAGUACCUGACAGCCGUCGCAGCACUCUCCAUGAGCACACUGAGAGCCUGCAGUCAGCCGGCAGGUCGAAGCAUCACAGCACGGGAAGCCACGCCAGCAGCUGGAACGGAAAACGGAGUCUCCCUUCACCAGAGGACGCGUUUAAACGCCCCUAAAGCGACAAGUGGCUUCGUGUUUUACCUCCUCAGUGCCACAGUCGCAGUCCUCCCCGGGGUCCAGCAGGGCGUUCCCACAGCGGGGCCCCGAGGCCAGGGUCCGGACUGAGGCCGGCCGCUGCAGGCAGCUGGGCUGAGCUCGCUCCAGGAACUCGGCCAGCUGAUCCAUGCUGCAGCCGCUGAAGAGCUCCGGAAACGCAGCGUUUCCCGUCCUGAGGAGGAGCAAAGAGGGACGUCUUGAUGUUCAACAUACCCAUGAUCUGGACCUGAAGAGGCUGGCGAGCUGAGGGCCCAGAUCCUGGUCCUGGUCCUGGUCGUACAUCAUGGUGCUGUUAGAUGAUCCACAGGCGACGCUGUUGCUGAUCUUCAGAUGUUCUCGUCUGUAAACUGCAUGUUCCCCGUCGUCGGUUUGUUCCAGAGGUUCUAUCAGGUCUGAAGAAUCAUUUUCGUGGCGGCAGCAGAUGAAGCAGGUCAUCCCAGAUGUCCCUCCUCCCAGUAACACUUUCCAGCUCUUCCUGGGGAUCCUGAGGCGUUCCCAGGCCAGAUGAGAUAUAUAAUCCCUCCAGUUGGUUCUGGGUCUACCCCGGGGUCUCCUCUCAGGCAGACAUGUUCAGAAAACCUCCAAAGGAAGCCUCGAAUCAGAUGUCCAAACCACUUCAACUGGCUCUUUUCUACUCUGAGCUCCCUCCAGAUGUCUGAGCUUCUCCCCCUGUCGCUAAGGCUGAGCCCAGACACCCUACAGAGGAAGUUCAUUUCAGCUGCUUCUAUCCGCUUGUAGACUUCCACUAUUUCUUGAAGAAAAAGUGACUUUAAUUUAUUGUAACCUGUUUGUAACAGCAGUUUAUUUUUUGAUAUUUAAGCUACUGCCAUCUCCUUCUUGUUAGAUAAGUACAGCCGACAAGCUAAACCCUAGAAUUAGCUCCAGAGGUCCUGGUAAAACGCUGCCAACUUGGGAGGUUUGGAUCCAGAAAUUCCUCUUUACAAAACAUUCCUUUUGUUUUCUUUGCAGCACCGAAACUAUUCCGAGCUGUUUCACUAAAAGGCUUCAUUGGCUUUACUUUAUUCUUUGAAUUUGUCUGUCUAAAGUCUAGACAAAUGACUUCUCUUCACUGCGACCAUUAAUGGAGCCUUAAUAUCAACAACUACAUCUGUUAACAGGUUUAACAUCUUUUCCGUCUGACACAUUUUGUGUCGCAAACCAGAAAGAUUCAAGGCAUAAAAGAAGAUCAAAGCAAGUUUUUACAAUUUAAAAGCAAUGCACAUCUGACAUUUGGAUAAAUUCCUCACUUGUUACUAACAAAGAUGAAAAAGAAUUAGACUUUGUUGAAAUAAAUGUGCAAAGUAUUCAUAUAAUCUGUCACGUGUGGGCUGAGGAAUCAUACUAGUUCUGUUCUCACCUGUCAAAUAAGCUAAAUCGUGCAGGAAGAAGAUAAAUCAACUCUUCUUGCACAUAUUUAAUAGAAUAUUUAGGAGAAAUGUAUGAAAUAUGUACUAAAAGGCAUAAAAUUUUGUUAUGUU
This is a messenger RNA of Amphiprion ocellaris (clown anemonefish), 6818 nucleotides long. RefSeq names its product inhibitor of nuclear factor kappa-B kinase subunit alpha-like. The coding region runs from base 154 to 2382 and encodes 742 amino acids. Gene Ontology annotation, cellular component: cytoplasm; IkappaB kinase complex. The transcript is spliced from 29 exons. Gene Ontology annotation, molecular function: IkappaB kinase activity; ATP binding. Gene Ontology annotation, biological process: tumor necrosis factor-mediated signaling pathway; positive regulation of transcription by RNA polymerase II; peptidyl-serine phosphorylation. The record is from RefSeq and is a predicted model, not a curated record. NCBI's taxonomy places the organism in Eukaryota, Metazoa, Chordata, Actinopteri, Pomacentridae.